Talaromyces atroroseus is the source of this 591-nucleotide messenger RNA. Its product is annotated as Guanylate kinase. Gene Ontology annotation, cellular component: cytosol. NCBI's taxonomy places the organism in Eukaryota, Fungi, Ascomycota, Eurotiomycetes, Eurotiales, Trichocomaceae. Gene Ontology annotation, molecular function: GMP kinase activity. Bases 1 to 591 code for a protein of 196 amino acids. The transcript is spliced from 2 exons. Gene Ontology annotation, biological process: purine nucleotide metabolic process. The record is from RefSeq and is a predicted model, not a curated record.
AUGGCAUCCACCUCAGCAGCACCUCUCAAGAAAGAUGGCAGACUCAUCGUCAUCUCUGGACCGUCGGGCGUCGGCAAAGGCACCUUAAUUCAAAAACUUUUUGACGAUCACCCUAAUACAUUCGCAUUCACGGUAUCCCAUACCACGCGCGCGCCACGAGCCGGCGAAGUCGAUGGCGUAAAUUACUUUUUCGUGGACCACGAGACAUUCGCCAAUCUCGUCGCGGAGGGCGGCUUUGUUGAACAUGCAACAUUCAGUGGGAACCGGUAUGGAACGAGCAAGAAAACGAUUGCCGACCAAACAGCCAAGGGACUCGUUGUAGUGCUGGAUAUCGAAAUGUACGGCGUUAAGCAGAUCCAGGCAAACCCUAGCAUCGAGGCUCGCUACAUCUUUAUCAAACCACCCACUUUUGAGGCCCUCGAGAAACGACUAAGAGGACGCGGCACUGAAAAGGACGAGGAUAUUCAAAAGAGGUUAACUCAGGCAAAGGCUGAGAUUGAAUAUGCAGACACCGGUGUUCAUGACAAGGUUAUCGUCAAUGAUGACCUUGAGAAAGCCUACCAGGAACUUAAGGAGUUCAUAUUUAGCUGA